This is a messenger RNA of Pseudogymnoascus verrucosus, 2344 nucleotides long. RefSeq lists its product as uncharacterized. The transcript is spliced from 4 exons. Lineage: Eukaryota; Fungi; Ascomycota; Leotiomycetes; Thelebolales; Thelebolaceae. The record is from RefSeq and is a predicted model, not a curated record. Bases 167 to 2296 code for a protein of 709 amino acids.
GAAGUAUCGUAUUAACUUUCUUUGACUAUAUAUGUUUUCUUUCAUCUUGUCUUAAUUUUAAGUGAAACUUGAGAUCUUUGUAUUAAAAUCUAAAUAUUAAUACGAACUGUCUGCCUACUUUUUGAUAUAUCCGUUUCCAACUUCUCACAUUUCAACACUCGCAACCAUGAGAGGCCUUUUCCGCAAAGCCGACCCUGACGCCGACGAGAAGACACUGUGCGAUGAUGGCGAACAAACCACACUUCCAUUCAGGGAGCGCGAAAAGCCGGACCCCCUUGAAGAUGAAGCGGACGAUAGCGUUUCUCUGACUCUACAUCCCCUUCCAGAGAUGGAGGGAGUGAUCGUUUCUGUUCAUCCUCCGAAGGGGAAGAGCCGGACGCCAUGUGACGUUGUGCUGGUCAUUGACGUUUCGGGCUCCAUGGCCACGAAGGCACCAUCGCCAGAAACAGCCGCGGGAGAGAUCGAGGUGAAUGGUCUUACAGUUCUGGACCUGACCAAGCACGCCGCGAGGGCUAUUGUCGAGACCUUGGAUGACAACGACCGCCUUGGGAUAGUCACGUUCUCUGACGAAAUCAAGAUUGUCCAGCGCCUGAAGCCCAUGACAAAAUCGAACAAGACUGCAGCCUGGAACAACAUAAAAAAUAUCCAUGCCGAUGGUUUGACGAAUAUCUGGCAGGGUAUUCUUCAGGGAAGAAGUCUGUUUGACGACGAACCGCGGCCAGGGAGUGUGCCUGCGCUUAUGCUGCUGACGGAUGGUGCACCGAACGUCGGCUGUCCGCCGCAGGGAUAUGUGACACAGCUCCGUAUGUAUGAUCUCCCAGCGCCAAUCCAUACAUUUGGCUUCGGCAGCCAGAUUGGCUCCUCCCUUCUCCAAUCGAUUGCAGAAGUUGGGAGCGGCAACUUUGCAUACAUUUCCGAUCCAAGCAUGCUUGCCACUGUGUUUAUUCAUGCGAUUGCCAAUCUCCAAUCGACAUUUGCAAUGUCGGCAACCUUGACAAUUGAGGCUUCUCAAGGGCUUCAACUGGCCGAGACCAUGGGUGACUACAUCAGAAAGGAAAUCCCGAAGGACCAAGCCCAGUCACCCAAGGACAAGUUACUCAUACCACUUGGGGGCUUACAAUAUGGACAAUCCCGCGACAUCUUUCUCAAGUAUGAACCAUUCGAGCAGAAAGACGAGAAGCCCCUUAUCAAGGCCGAGCUUCAAUGCAGACCCCUAAAUAAGACUUCUGGCAACUGCCUCGUAUCCUGUAGUGUUUCGGACAGCCCAAAUAUGCAACCCGAGGUAAUCGACUUCCACCGUAACCGCGCCACGGUAUGCGAAUUCGUCAGCUCUCUCGCACCAAUUUCCAAGACCCACGAGCGCACCAAAGCCAACUUGCGCGACGUUGAACAGAAGCGCUGCGAGCUACAGAAUCUAAUCGUCGCCAUCCGCGCCAUGGUCCUCGAUGACGAUGCCAACAUCGGGCUCCUGGAGGACCUCGAGGGACAGAUGAUGCUCGCUCUCGCAACGAGCUAUUUCGGCGGCUGGGGCUUCCACUACUUGCUGUCGAUGUAUAAUGCGCAUUUCAAGCAGGUGCGCAACUCCUUCAAGGAUCCCGGCCCACAGAGCUACGGCAAGGACUCUCCGCUGUUCCUGGAGGCGACCAAGGAGCUCAGUCUUCUGUUCGACACGCUGCCAUCGCCCACACCGGUCGUAACGGUGAGGGAUUCGACGGGACGCUCGAUGAAUAGGACGAUGAAUAUGAGAUCCUACAACAUGAGAAGCAACCCCUGUUUCGCGGCCGAGUGCAAAGUUGCCCUCGCGGACGGCACGAAGGUCGAAGUCAAGGCUCUGAAGAAUGAUAUGACACUCUGGACACCGAAGGGCACGCGCAAGCUCGUGGGCAUCUUGGGGACGGCUGUCGAGGAUGAGGCGAUGUGUAAAAUUGGCGACCUAGUCAUUACGGCCUGGCACCCGGUUUUUCUGGACAAGAAAUGGGUGUUCCCAGGCCAUAAUUCGGAUUCGACAACACAGUACACCGGAACUAUCUACUCGCUUCUCCUGGAGCAGGAUGGGGACGCCGAGGCACACGCAGUCGAAGUCGGUGGGAUGCUUGCUGUGACGCUUGGACAUGGUAUCACUGGCGCUGCUGAAGAUGGCAAUGACGACAUACGGGCUCAUGAAUUCUUUGGGGACUAUGCCAAGGUUUUGGAGGGGCUCCAGGCGUUGCCUGUGUUGGACGGAGUCUACAGCUCUGUCGGUGUGGAGAGGGACGAGGCGACGGGCCUUGUCAGUGGGUUUGCUGCCAGGAAUUAGGUUUAGCGUAGUAUGUUAAUCAUGAACUACUCUGUGUACCCUCUUGAG